CAAACAAUGGACGACAUGGCUUCACGGAUAGCUACCCUACGCUCGAUACUGCCAGAUCUGGAAUCUGCACUUACGUCUUUUGCCCACUCGUCAUCGAAGUUCCACGUCGUCCGCACUGUCAACCCCACCAACACACAACCGAAGACGCUCUAUAUCCUGGAUUCCAGCUUCAAUCCGCCUUCCAUAGCGCACCUCUCCCUUGUUCAGUCCGCCUUGAAGAGCCAUGGUCGAUCAGAGCAUAACCCGUACAGGCUGCUGCUACUGUUCAGUACGCAGAAUGCAGACAAGGCGCCCAGCCCCGCAAGCUUCGUGCAGCGCAUUGCACUGAUGACUAUCUUCGCCGAGGACUUCUCACAAACGCUCAAGAAAUCGUCUGCUGGCACAGAUCUCGCAGACCUUUCAAUUGACAUUGGCCUCACAAAAGAACCAUAUUAUUCAGACAAAUCGAUAGCGAUUAGAGACACCACCCCUCCUUUCUACUCCUCGAACCCGAUCCACGUCCACCUCACUGGCUACGACACCCUCAUCCGCUUCUGCAACCCCAAAUACUAUCCCAAGUACGACCCGCCGCUCUCAGCGCUGAAGCCAUUCUUCGAUGCUGGACACAAGCUGCGCGUCACACAACGGCCGUCUGAUCCUAGUGAUAAGUCGUCGAACGAGUUUGGUACCGUAGAGGAACAGCAGAAGUACGUGAACGACUUGAGGGACGGCGCACGUGAAAAGGACGGCUUCAAGUCGCAGUGGGGUAACAACAUCGACAUGGUCGAGGCCAAUGAAGGUGUGGGCAUCAGUUCUACGAGGGUGCGCAAUGCUGCUAAAGAGGGUAAGUGGGAUGUGGUAGAGGGGCUGUGCACAAAGGGUGUCGCUGCGUGGCUCAAGGAUCAGACACUAUACAGUGGAGAUGCCAGUGGCAAGAAGCUGAGCAGCUGAAUGUGCUUGUGCUUGGGCAAGCUUGCCAAAACCGCAAAACCUGCCAGCAAAAUGCGUGCGUGCAAGCAGUUGCUUGGGCCAUGGUAGCUGCACACGCCAAAGCACAUUUAUACACGCUUUCGGACCCAUAGGGUGUCACUGUGCAGUUGGCGCAAUGCUGGGCGGAGUCUUACUCCUCCCUCGCAGUUGCUUCAUGUGCGUGGCUGCUUCACACGACUGACGAG
Macroventuria anomochaeta is the source of this 1154-nucleotide messenger RNA. RefSeq names its product Nucleotidylyl transferase. Bases 7 to 930 code for a protein of 307 amino acids. The transcript has a single exon. Lineage: Eukaryota; Fungi; Ascomycota; Dothideomycetes; Pleosporales; Didymellaceae. The record is from RefSeq and is a predicted model, not a curated record. Gene Ontology annotation, molecular function: nicotinamide-nucleotide adenylyltransferase activity; ATP hydrolysis activity. Gene Ontology annotation, cellular component: nucleus; cytoplasm.